AUAAAUCCUUUAUUUCUUGUCUUUCAACAACAAAAAAUUAUAUAACUUUCCUAAGAUUUCUUUGUUUCAAAGUUCAACCCUUUUAUCACUUACUCAUUUUCUACUUACAUCUAGCAUGUGUAAUAUGGUGUUAGUUUCUGUUUCCACGGCUGAAAAAGAAUCUUUCUUCUCAAGAUUACGUAAUAGGUUUUUCCUAAAAAAGACUAAUACUCCUAAGAAGGAACAUGAGAGUGUAACAACAACAACUAUUACUACUACUACUACCACUAUUGAUCGUUUAUCGGUGAGUGAUAGUAAUAGUGGCGAGUUAGAGAGGGUAUUUACGUACUUUGAUGAGAAUGGAGAUGGAAAGGUGUCACCAACGGAGCUAAGGAGAUGCAUGAAGGCGGUAGGAGGUGAGAUGACGGUGGAGGAGGCUGAGAUGGCGGUGAGGCUAUCGGAUUCAGAUGGGGAUGGGUUGUUAGGGUUGGAGGAUUUUACGAAGUUAAUGGAAGGAAUGGAGGAAGAGAGGAAUAAAGAGAGUGAGUUGAUGGGAGCAUUUGGAAUGUAUGAAAUGGAAGGAUACAUUACUCCUAAGAGCUUGAAGAUGAUGUUGAGUCGACUCGGCGAGUCAACCUCCAUUGAUAAAUGCAAGGUUAUGAUAAGGAGAUUUGAUAUCAAUGGAGAUGGAGUUCUUAGCUUUGAUGAGUUCAAAGUUAUGAUGACAACUUAGAAGAGAUAUUUGUGUACAUAAUUCUUUGGCCUUGGGCUUGUUAUUGUUAUUUUAUUUCUUCUUGAUUCUUGAGCUCAAAUGUUUCUGGUAAUUAUGUAAAUGGUUUUUGGUUGAGAUUUAUACAUUCAUAGAUUCAAAUUUGUAAUCAAUUCCUUGGUUUACUAACUUGGAGAAGUGUUACUUCAACAGUGGAAA
Messenger RNA from Solanum tuberosum (potato), 907 nucleotides. Its product is annotated as putative calcium-binding protein CML19. The record is from RefSeq and is a predicted model, not a curated record. Bases 116 to 712 code for a protein of 198 amino acids. The transcript has a single exon. Gene Ontology annotation, molecular function: calcium ion binding. NCBI's taxonomy places the organism in Eukaryota, Viridiplantae, Streptophyta, Magnoliopsida, Solanales, Solanaceae.